This is a messenger RNA of Babesia bigemina, 513 nucleotides long. RefSeq lists its product as hypothetical. The transcript is spliced from 2 exons. The record is from RefSeq and is a predicted model, not a curated record. Lineage: Eukaryota; Apicomplexa; Aconoidasida; Piroplasmida; Babesiidae. Bases 1 to 513 code for a protein of 170 amino acids.
AUGACGUCGUUUGACGUAGUCGACUCCUGUUUGGAGUAUCUGGCGUCACAACCUAACCCCGUUCAGUUCAUCGAUGUCCUUGCAGGCGUUCUGUUCGAGCAGGAGGAGCCCGAGCUGAGCCCUGCGGCAAAGGUUGAGCUGUGGGUAACGCUCUGCAACAACCGCGAUGUGUUGGUCAUCACCGACAAAAGCGACCCGGAUAUGAUUGCUUAUGCGACCCAAAUACGCAAGUCAGGGGCGCAGGCACUUCGCGAUGGCCAAUAUGACCUCCAAGGAUAUGAAACGAGCAAUGCGGCGGGCUCCACGGCAGGCGUCGCAUCCCAUCACGCUCGGUUUAUGCGGUUUGUCGACAGCAGUCGUAUGUUCUGCUCCAACACUAUGCGUAUGAAAAAGAUGAACCUGCUGUUGUUGGAGUCCCUUGUCAAGAGUGCCGACCGAUUUCGCAUCGUGAUGGCCAUAGCGUCGCACAGAUACAAAGGUGAGCAGUGGUACGACGUGUGGAAUGUACUGUGA